UCAGUGUAAAAUAAAAUUAGGGUUGCGCCCACAAGAACACAGCGAUCUACAAUAAGUAUUCUUAAAGAUUGGGCAUUUCUUCUUUUCUCCAUCUCUGCGUAUAGCCGCCGCUCGCUCUCUCACAAUUGUCUCCUUCUCCGGAUCCUAAUUUUUUCUAAGAAAUGUCGGAGGAUGAUGAAUAUCGCUGUUUUAUCGGUAACUUGUCAUGGUCUACCUCUGAUCGAGGAUUAAAAGACGCAUUUGAGAAGUUUGGCAAUCUUGUUGAUGCAAAGGUUGUACUUGACAAGUUCUCUGGCCGAUCUCGUGGAUUUGGGUUUGUUACAUUUGAUGAAAAGAGAGCAAUGGAAGAUGCCAUUGAUGCAAUGAACGGAAUGGACUUAGACGGCCGUGCUAUUACUGUAGACAAGGCCUCGCCUCAACAAGGUUCAGGCAGAGAUUUUGGUAGUGAUCGACCCCGUGACCGUGACCGAGAUCGUGGUCGUGAUCGCGGUAGCCGUGAUUAUGGAGGUGGGCGGGGAUCUGGUGGUGGAGAUUGCUAUAAUUGUGGUAAGCCAGGACAUUUUGCUAGAGAAUGCCCUAGUGAAGGGGGUAGAGGUGGUAGGUAUGGUGGCGGAGGUGGUGGUGGUAGAGGUGGACCUGACAGGAAUGGUGAUCGAUAUGGAAGCCGCAGCAGCAGAGAUGGUGGUGGUCGUGAUCGUGAAGGAGGUGAACGUUUUGGCCGUGAUCGUGAUCGUUCCGGGCCAUAUGAUCGUCGCAGUUCUGGAGGCUAUCGAGGCUGAUACUCUAAAUUGUGCUGAAGAGUUAAAAGUCCUACAAGCUGGAUACAAAUGUUUUGGUGCAUGUCUUCUUGGUGCCUUGUUUCCCUGGCCUGUCAGCGGAAUCGUUUGAGUUCAUGAAACCUUGCUGUUAUAAACUACUGUUCUAUGUCCGUGAAUGUUCGAUAACAUGGUUUGAUUGGGAUCUUAUGCUUGCUUAAUUUGCAAAUUUGAAUUUGGCCUCA
Molecule: messenger RNA, 1000 nt
Organism: Lycium barbarum (goji berry)
Lineage: Eukaryota; Viridiplantae; Streptophyta; Magnoliopsida; Solanales; Solanaceae
Product: glycine-rich RNA-binding protein RZ1A-like
Exons: 4
Coding region: 162-779 (205 amino acids)
Molecular function (GO): RNA binding; zinc ion binding
Source: RefSeq, a predicted model, not a curated record